This is a messenger RNA of Hyla sarda, 8671 nucleotides long. RefSeq names its product synaptotagmin-2-like. NCBI's taxonomy places the organism in Eukaryota, Metazoa, Chordata, Amphibia, Anura, Hylidae. Gene Ontology annotation, cellular component: synaptic vesicle membrane; dense core granule; axon. Gene Ontology annotation, molecular function: phosphatidylserine binding; clathrin binding; calcium ion binding. The record is from RefSeq and is a predicted model, not a curated record. The coding region runs from base 72 to 1409 and encodes 445 amino acids. The transcript is spliced from 9 exons. Gene Ontology annotation, biological process: cellular response to calcium ion; regulation of dopamine secretion; regulation of calcium ion-dependent exocytosis.
UCUCAAACUGUAGCCCUCUAGAUGUUGCUAGGCAACUUACCGGCUUCUGUCGGAUCUAGGGAGCCAGCCGCAUGACAUGCCGCCCACCGAUCUCCGACACCGAUCGUCGCCUGCAGCCUCGCCCGCAGGCCAUCAUGCAUUUUAACUUGUUCAAGAAGGCUGAGCCUCCACCAGAAGCUCAUACAAUGGCAAGCACAACAGAAGCACCUAUUGUCUCACAAGAUAACACCACUGCAGUUGCUGGAUCAGGGGAUAAAAGUGCUGACACAUUCCGCAAAAUUCAACAGGAACUUAUGAAUCAAAUAAACAAGAUUCCAUUGCCUUCAUGGGCCAUCAUAGCUAUAGCAGUGGUAGCUGGGUUAUUGAUCAUCACAUGUUGCUUCUGUAUAUGCAAGAAAUGCUGCUGCAAAAAGAAGAAAGGAAAAAAAGAGAAAGGAAAAGGGAUGAAAAAUGCACUAAACAUGAAGGAUAUGAAAGGAUCUGGCGGGCAGGAUGAUGAUGAUGAUGCAGAAACUGGUUUAACGGAAGGUGAAGACAAGGAGGAUGAGGAAAAAGAAGAAGAGAAGCUUGGAAAGCUACAAUUUUCUUUGGACUAUGACUUUCAAAAUAACCAGAUCCAAGUUGGUGUCAUACAGGCUACAGAACUACCUGCAUUGGACAUGGGAGGAACUUCCGAUCCUUAUGUAAAGAUUUUCUUUUUACCAGAUAAGAAAAAAAAGUAUGAGACGAAAGUUCAUCGCAAAACACUUAACCCAAUUUUCAAUGAGACUUUCACUUUUAAGAUUCCAUAUCAAGAGCUUGGUGGAAAGACCCUGUGUAUGUCUAUAUAUGACUUUGAUCGAUUUUCUAAGCAUGAUAUUAUUGGAGAGAUAAAAGUUCCGAUGAACACUGUAGACCUUGGACAGCCAAUUGAAGAGUGGAGAGACUUGCAGAGUGCAGAAAAGGAGGAGCCUGAAAAACUUGGAGAUAUCUGCAUUUCUCUACGAUAUGUUCCAACUGCUGGAAAACUAACUGUCUGCAUUCUAGAAGCUAAAAAUCUGAAAAAGAUGGAUGUUGGUGGUUUGUCAGAUCCAUAUGUAAAGAUUCACCUCAUGCAGAAUGGAAAGCGUCUUAAAAAGAAAAAAACUACUGUAAAAAAGAAGACCCUGAACCCUUACUUCAAUGAGUCCUUUAGUUUUGAGAUUCCAUUUGAGCAAAUCCAGAAAGUGCAAGUUGUAAUUACUGUUUUGGACUAUGACAAGCUGGGUAAGAAUGAAGCAAUUGGCAAGGUCUUUGUUGGAUGCAGUGCCACAGGAACUGAACUUCGUCAUUGGUCUGACAUGCUGGCCAAUCCACGACGUCCCAUAGCUCAGUGGCACCCACUUAAGCCAGAAGAGGAAGUGGACCUAGCACUGGGCUCCAAGAAGUAAUGAGCCCUUUACACAUCUUUUUUCCCUUAUUCCUUGCUUUUGACCCUCACACUCUGCUAUGCAGACAACAAGCACCUUCUGCUAACCCCCAGGCUCUCCCUACAACACAGCAGCCAAGACUUAAUGAACACAUAAAGAAGUAUCAUCAAUGAAAAAGGCAGUUUUGGUGUACAUGUUUUUGAAGUUUCUUGGGGUCAACUUCAAAAUCAUAUUUGGGCUAUGCCUCACUCUUUUAUGUGUUCUAGGCAAUUUUAUAUUCUUACAAGUUAAAGAAAAACUGUGUGACAUAUUAGUCUUCCAAAAAUAUGUGUUUAAAAUAUAUUAAUAUAUACAGUCACCAUCAUUAACACAGUAAAUAGUGUAAAUGAAAUAUCCAUCUGCAUUAAAUGAAUAAUAGCUAAGAAAUAUACUUCAUAACUUUUUGUAGGCAUUUAUUAAGGAUUGAAAAACAGUUCAUAUGCUUACAACUUGAAGGAUGAAAGACAUUUCCUUAUGUUUGAUAUCAAAAGCGAGAUUCAUAUUUCCUGUAGUAUGUGUACACAUUAUACUUAACUAUGAGGUCACUACAACAAGAUUAACCUCACAAUGGUUACUCUUUUGUUUUUGCUGUAUUUUAAUGAGAGUGCUACAUUGGCUCUCAUUUACUCUUGUUCAUUGAAAUGUCUUCCAACAAACCUCUUCACAAAGAUGUAACAAGGUAAAGUGCAUACUCACCAACAUAAUAUUGCUUAUUAGGAUGUACACCAAUAUAACAUGGCAAGACCUGGUAGACAUAGUGAAAUAGCUAUUACAAUAAUUAUGGUAAUGACACUACUUAAUACUUACCGGGCAACAGAAAAUAUUUAAAAUGCUGCACAAAGCCAUUGGUUGUUGUAAAUGGACAGAAGAAGAGGUGGCCUAUAAGGAUGACACAGGUCAGAGCAGUUAUGUUUUUAGAAUUUAGAUAAAAAAGUAUAUUUUGAUUUGUAGAUCUGUAGAUCAAAAGUUGUCAACCCAAAAUAGCGACAACUAGCAUAAAGCAAGGAAAAAGUGUCUCCUGUAAGUGUUACUAUGAAAGAUAACAAAGGUAAAAAUAAUUUGUUUAUUUUGUCACUUUGAUGUAUUUUUUUAUUUUUAGAAAUAUAUUUUCUCUAUUUCAUAGAUAAUAUUACAGUUUAAUGACAAAGAUUGUGGUGAGUUUAGAAAAUAAUUCAGACUUGAUAAAGAUAAAUGGGCUAAGCAUACUAGAAAUACAUCUAUGUAGACUUCAGAUUAAAGGGGUACUCCACCCCUAGAUAUCUUAUCCCCUAUCCAAAGGCUGCAGCACCCCAGACAUCCAACUAGCGAUGCGGGGCGGAGGCUCGUGACGUCACGGUCACGUCCGCUCGUAACAUCAUAGCCACGCUCCCUCAAUGCAAGUCUAUGGGAGGGGGCAUGGCCGUUACGUCACAAGCCUCCAACGCUCUCAAUCAACGCCAGGUGCAGCAGAGAGGUUGCGGGGGUCCCCAGCAACAAGACCCCUGCGAUCAGACAUCUUAUCCCCUAUCUGAGUACCCCUUUAAUCUAUUAUGCAUAAAAAACACUAAGUUUAAAUACAUUAUUUAUGUCUGUAAGUUAGCCAUAGAAGAGUUUAUUGAUAUAUUAAAGGAAAUCUGUCACCAGUGUCACCUGCACUAACCUGUUGGUACCGACAGAUAGUGCAGGUGACACUGAUGACAACGGUACUUACCUUGUCCCAUUCCAUGGCGGGGAUCUUCAGUAAUUUCCUCUGUUAGCUCUAGUCCCGGCAGCCGGCUUGGCGCACGGGCGGAGCUUACUGAUGUCACCGCUGCUGCGAGACGCUGCAGAGAGCAGCUGCGGCUUGGGGCAUGGGCGGAGCUUAGUGAUGUCACUUCUGCUCCCUGCUGGGUCCCGCUGUGAGAGAACAGCAGCAGUGAUGUCAGUAAGCUCCACCCAUGCCCCAAGCCGGGUGCCCAGAGCGGAGCUAAUGGAGGAGAUUACCGAAGAUCCCCGCCACUGAACGGGACAAGGUCAGUACCGUUGUCAUCAGUGUCACUUGCACUAUCUAUCGGUACUGACAGGUUAGUGCAGGUGACACUGGUGACAGAUUUUGUAGCUCAACACUUAAAGUUAUAAGUUCUUUUUAGCUUUUAUGCACUAUUUAUACAGCAAUUGCUUAGAAAAGAAGAUUUACAUAUGUAUUCCUGCUGUUUUUCCUGUUAAGUCAUGUAGGAAAAUGCAAACUGACUACUUUGUAGGCCAUCAGUUUGAAUUCUUUGCACAAGCACUACAGUUCAGUGUUUGCUUUGUGGACUUCAUGUCCCAGGGUGCACUGCACUACUGGAGAUAAUCAUCAUUGGCCAUGCAUGGAGAGCAGAGCAGUGAGCUAUUAUUCCCUACUAUGUUUCUCCCAGACCCGGAUGAGAAUCUACUUGCUCCUGUUAUUAGAUUAGAAACAGAUUAUUGUUGGCACUCAUGAAGCUGUUAAUGUAAUAAAAUAAAAGGUACUUACAAAUAUUUAAAGGACGUCUGCAGCCGUUUGACACUUAUCCCCUAUCCACAGGAUAGGGGAUAAGUGCUUGAUCGUGGUGGGUCCGACCACUGGGACCCCCCUGAUCUUCUAAACGGGGCUAAUGAGUGCUAAUGCGCGUAGCGUCAACCUGAGAGGUAGACGGUUACGCCCCCUCCCCACCCCGUCCCCAUACAGUUCUAUGGGAGAGGCACGAACACUGCCUCCCCGCCUCUCCUAUAGAGUUACAUGGAUGAAGCGUGUCGACUGCAACGUCAUACUGCGGCCGGCACUCCUCCUGGAUGGGAGACCCGCAGCCCUGUGCGGGGGGGCCCCAGUGUUUGGACCCCCUACGAUCAAACACUUAUGCCCUAUACUGGGGAUAAGUGUUAACGGGCUGCGGAUGUCCUUUAAAGCAUCUUACAACCUGCCUUAUUUUUAUAGUCUUCAUUGAAUUGGCAAAAUGUGCUAAUAUAUAGAACAAUUUAAAUGUACCUGUGAUUUAAAAAACAAAACAUGUUUCUGAGACAUGUCAAAAGUUUUUGUCAAAAGUUUUGAUCAUUUGGGGUUUUAAUGCAAAGACCCCCACGAUCAUUAGGAUCAGAGAAGCACCCGCCUGUGUGCUUCAUCUCCUGGAUUGCAUUGUUCUCUGACCAGUUGCACAAGAUGGCUCCAUUAGAAGUCUAUGGGACCAUUUAGUGCAACUGGACAAAGAUCCCAGCGAUCAAAGCUUUCUUCAUGUCUCUGUGACAUGUCAAAAGUUAUUUUUUUAAAGGGACACUGUAAUACAAGCUGAAACUGAUACUAAAAAGAUAUAAGGCUUUACUCACCCCUAAAUUGAGCCCUGCUGCCAUUAUAGUGUCCACAGCUAGGCUUGCUGCAGUGACACCAAUUGUUUCCGUGAUGCUGCAGUCUAUCACUGGUCUCAGCAAUCACAUGCUGUACGUGCAUGAAGAGAACACUGAGGCCACUGAUUGUGUCUUUUUAUUACUAUUACUACAUACACAUUAUACAAUCUGUAAAAUGUUGUCAAAAAACUGUCUGUAGGGUGCAGUUUAAAGCAUAUGCUGCAAUUUAUUUUAACAACUUUGUUUUGCAGCCAAAAUCUUCUUAUUGGCUAUCGUUUUAAAAACGUUUUGCGCAACUACAGAAUACAUAUGAAAAAUGUUUGUAACACAAAGUAUGACUUGAAUGCUGCACCUUUUUGAGGUGUCACCAAAGAGUGUUAGAGACAGAUUGAAAAAUGUGUUUUCAUUUUUGUAUUUUUGUUAGGGCUGUAACUAAAAGGCCUUUUAUUUAAGCACUUCGGGGAGAAUUUAUCAUUGUAUGUAUACUAUAUUUUGACUCUAAAUGUGUCUCUAGAUUUAAUGCAAUGACUUUUUAGCGACUUUUCAAGCACACAAUUUUCUCAUGAUUGUGCAGGUAUGUCAAAAUCAAGCUGUUUUUCUGCAGUGGUCAUGAAUUUAUUUUGUGUGACUUUUGGUGAAAAGUCGCACAAUUUUUUGCAGAGCCCUCAAUUUGUCGCAGCUCUACAGCCCUGACCUGGCUUACAAAACUGGCUGUGGAAAGCAGAAAAGUUGCAGAAAAAGUUGUAAAGGGGGAACCAUACAAAGUAGUGUACUCAAGUGUAAUUCAGAAAAAAAAAAGAAGUGUACUAGCACCAUAUUUAUCACUUGCCAUGCAACCAAUUAAUAAAUUUGGUGCACGUACACAUUACCAACACACAAAUAGUAGAAAAAAUAAUAGAAAAAUCAUUCCCCUACACCACCCUUGAUAAAUUCUCCCCUUUGAGUUUUAUGAAGACCUUGCUCUGUUUUAAAUUUAUAUAUUUUCUUUUACAGUUAGAUGCAGUUCUGGAUUCCUUCAUCCAAAACAAAGCUUCGAGUACUCUGCUGCUCAGCGUUUGGAACGCUGGAGCCAGUGCCGGGAGAUCGUGACGUCAUAGCCCUGCCCCUCAUGAUGUCAUGCCCCGCCCCCUCAAUGCAAGUCUAUGGGAGGGGGCAUGCCGGCUGUCACGCCCCCUCCCUUAUCCUUGCAUUGAGGGGAUGGGGUGGGGCAUCAUUAGGGGGCGGGGCUAUGACGUCAUGAGCUCCCAGCACUGGCUCCAGUGUUUGGAACAGUCUGUUCCAAACGCCGAGCAGCAGAGUAUCCCUUUAAGGUCCUUACGUGGUUAUUAUUGCCCCAUGUAAAAUGCCCUGCAGUCAGCUGAUCUCAUCUUUUAUACAGGUAUAUAGAACAUCUUCCUGUGUAAAUAGGCAAUGUGCUGCCAACAGUGAUGGAAGUGAAUGGCUACAUGAAUGAACCAUUACUCCUGAUAAAUACCCAAUGUAAAUUGCCCUUUCCACAAGUACAGAUCAAGGUGAAUACAGUAGACUAUGCACAUCAAAGGUGUAUUGUGCUUACCAGCUUCUUUGGUGUCUUCAUGGUUCCACUCAGACCGACCUAGACAGACAGACUACUGCGCAUGUGUAAAAAAAAAAAAUUAUUGUGCCCAAUUAAAGAAGGGAUUGAACCGUACAGUGAAACAAUUUAAUAUGAUUUGCAUAGACAAUGAUGUUAAAAAAACAGAUAAAUAAAAAUUUGUUUUUUAAUCUGAACAAAAAAUCUUCCAUCCGACAAAAAAUCGGGCAAAAAAUGUAAAUGGACUAAAAUGGGUGCAUGUGUUAGAUACGAUUUGUUAAUAGAAGUCAAUGGAUAUGUCUAGAUAUACGACUCUAUACAAUUUUCAAGGAUUGUAUUGUAUGAAUUCAAUGGAUAUGUCAAGAUGUGAAUGCAGCCGUAUUGUAUUAUGUUGGCAAACUAAUGGUGUUAAAUAUCCUUCAUUUCAAAAUAACAUUUCAAGCCAUAAAAAUACCGAAAAGUCAAGAAAUUCAAUGUUCAAAUGUGAUUCAUUGUAGAACUAAGGCCUGGUUCAGCAAUAUAUUUUACUUUACGCUUGGAUUAUAAGAAAAUGGAGUUUAUUUAUUUUCUUUUUGUAAUUGUUUGAUUUUUUUCAGUACUGUUUGAAGAAACAGUCAAAAGUAAUAAUAGACAGAAGUAGUGAAACAGAAGGUGGAGUGUAUUUUUUAAUUUAUAAAGAUAAUAAAGAUAAAAUGCUAUAGGAGCAAGGCAAAUAAUUGUACAUGAAUGAAGAAAGGAGACAGAGAAAAGCAGCUAUAUUAUGCAUGCUAAGCACUGUGGCACAUACUUCACAUUCUCUAUGUUCAAAUAAGUGUAUGGGUGGUUAGGAAUUGAAUGUAUGUUUGAUAUAUUGUAUAUAGUAUGCAUGUAACAAUUUAUACAUAACAGCAUGGGGCAUAGGUGUGUGCUGCACAUAUUGAGUGAGACCAAAAAUUUACUCAUCUUUUAACCUGUUUACUGCCAUGAUACAUUUCUUGUUAUCUCAAAUAUCAUAGUGAACAUUAGGACAAAGAACAUUCACAUGUACUGUGUAACCCUUAUUUUGUCAUUGUAUAAACAGGUUUCCAAAAAGGCUAUUUAAGCAUUUACCUUCACUGUUACAUGUGCCUGUUUUUAAUGAAAAAUGUGCACCAUUCUCAUUUUAAAGUGGUAUUCCAGGAAAAAACUUUUUUAUAUAUAUAUCAACUGGCUCCAGAAAGUUAAACGGAUUUGUAAAUAACUUCUCUAAAAAAAAUCCAAUAAUUAUCAGCUGCUGAAGUUGAGUUCUUUUCUGUCUGGCAACAGUGCUCUCUGCUGACAUCUCUGCUUGUCUCAGGAACUGCACAGAGUAGAAUAGGUUUGCUAUGGGGAUUUGCUUCUACUUUGGACAGUUCCUGAGACACGUGUCAUCAGAGAGCACUUAGACAGAAAAGAACAACUCAAUUUCAGCACCUCAUAAGUACUGAAAGGAUUAAGAUUUUUUAAUAGAAGUAAUUUACAAAUCUGUUUAACUUUCUGGAGCCAGUUGAUAUAUAUAAAAAAAAUGUUUUUCCUGGAUAACCCCUUUAAAGCAAAUUUGUAGCCAGACAUCUUGGGCUUUAUAUUUCCUGUAAAUACCCUGCUAAAGCAGUGUGGCUUGUUUCUUUGGCAUUAAAUGCAUCCCACUGGCAACUGUCUUUGCCCUCUUCACUUUGGUGCCAAUUUUUCUUAAAAUCAGCCACUGUCAACAUGUGUGCACAUAGCCUUUUGCUCAUGAAGAAUAAGUUUGAUAAUAUAGGCAAUAUAAAGGUUCUGAAAACUAGUUUUUUGGAUACAUCUAGGAGUCAGUUUUUCUAUUUAUAUUUUUGAAUGUAUGCAUGCAAAGAGGAAUUAGAGUCUAUAGUAUAUGUGUGUAUAUAUAUAUAUAUAUAUAUAUAUAUAUAUAUAUAUAUAUACAUGCAUAUAUAUAAAAUAUAUAUAAAAUAUAAAUACAUGUUGAAAUUGGGCGGGUCAGUGUUUAAUAAUUUUUUUUCAACUUGUGUAUGUCUGGGUGAUGUCUCGUAAACUGCUAAAUGUUAAUGGACCUUUAUCCAUGCAAUAGAUUAUGGCCUUUUCCCUGGCCCAAGGAUGAAUCCUUCUUGUGUCUUGUGCUGUCUGUAUAAGAAUUUCUGCUAUGAUAUAAAAGCCAUAAUUUAAGAGAAGUGUACCUUGGGAAGGGGUACAUUCAGAAUAAAUAUGCAUGUUUAUUGUCUUUGUCUCAGUGUUUUCUGAAAAUGGAGGAGGUGAUAUUAUUGGAAGGUAUCUUAUGGGCUAUGCUUUCCUGUUCACCUCAAAAUGUUUAAUGUUUGUGUAAAAAUAUUGUUUUGUCUUUGUUAUUUUGUAAGAUGUCAACUUAAUAAAGAACUAUUUAAACAAA